AUGGACGAGGAGGCCAUGGCAACAUGUAGCAGCAGCGAAUCGGUACUUGUGGUACCUCCGGCGAAAAUUUUGAAAGCGGUCAGCGCUUUGCAUCUCCUCUUCUUUGCGCCAUCACCGCCGCAUAUUCUCUGCGACAGGGUUGCUAUGACCGAACUCUUCAUGUGUCACCUUUUGGUUUCUGCCGCUGGUCUUGGCGCUGCUGGUGGUGAUGGUGGUGGUGCUGCUACUGUUGCUGCAGUUGCUGAUGGGACAUUGAAAAAUUCAAUGAUCAGAGAACGGAUGUCACCAGCUAGUGUGGAUUCUGUGGUGCUUCCAUGUUCACUGCCGCUUUGCCAACCCUCCUGUUCGUCAUCACCAUCGCCGAUAACGAUCAGUAGGACAUCAGUUGAGAUCACUACAUUAAGUACAUCAUUCACUGCAGCCAACACUUUCACCACUACCGGUCCGAAAACCACCGAUGAAUUUUGCGUGGAUGCUCAUCUACUGGAGAAAACAUCACCUCCACAGCGUCUACGCUCAUCAUCACUGCCAUUAUUGCCAUCGCAAGCAACAAAUGAAGUGGAGAAAAAGCAGCCAGAGGUGCUGUCAACUUCAGCGUCAGACAGCAAUGUUGCUGAGCUGCCAGAGUGCUCAUCUCUUCCUUCUUCAUCGGAGCUAUCAGUAAAGUUAAAUGAAUGUGACCUGGGAAUUCCAUGCCGCUGGAGCAAUUGCUUGGAACGAUUCCAACACGAUAAUGACCUGUACGACCAUGUUGUCAAAGUAAGUUCUGCUAUUUUCACUUGA
Messenger RNA from Gongylonema pulchrum, 783 nucleotides. The record is from the annotation of a GenBank genome assembly. NCBI's taxonomy places the organism in Eukaryota, Metazoa, Nematoda, Chromadorea, Rhabditida, Gongylonematidae.